AACAGCGACCUCGCGUACGAUCGGGGCGCGCGCGCGGCAGCCGAGGAGGAGGAGAUCGCAGAGGAGCAGGGAGGCAUGGGGGGCUAGAAGUGGAAGAUGGAGAUGGCUGGAGGGCGACGCGCUCGGAGGCAUUGAUGGGCUCCUGCUCCUCCUGCUGCUGCUGCUCCUCCCACAUCCUCCUCGCGGCCGCGGCCGAUUCUUCUUCUUCUUCCCCCGCCGCCUUUUAACCCCGCCCCCUUGUUCCCAAGGGGGACGCGAGCCGAGGCGAAACCCUCCCUUACUUGCGGGCUGCGGGCGGGCGGGCGCCAUGGGCAUCGAUCUCAACGCGGUGGGCCAGGACAAGCCCCCGGCCCCGGCGGCGGUGUGCCGCGACCUGUGGAACGCCUGCGCGGGUCCAGUCGUGGCGCUGCCCAGGCGGGGCAGCGCGGUCGUCUACCUGCCGCAGGCGCACCUCGCGGCGGCCGGAUGCGCGGGAGCGGAGGUGCCGGUGGCCCUGCCGCCGCACGUCGCGUGCCGCGUCGUCGACGUCGAGCUAUGCGCGGAUCCGGCCACGGACGAGGUGUACGCGCGGCUGGCUCUGGUGGCGGAGGGCGAGGUCUUUGAGAGGAACAUGGGAGGUGGUAGAACUGAAGGGGAAGAUCACACGGAGGAUGGUGAUGGAGAAAGGAAGUCCGGGAUGCUGCACAUGUUCUGCAAGACACUAACGGCCUCUGACACAAGCACGCACGGGGGAUUCUCCGUUCCUCGCCGUGCUGCUGAGGACUGUUUCCCUCCACUGGACUACCAGCAGAUCAGGCCUUCCCAAGAGCUUGUUGCCAAGGAUUUGCAUGGAGCAAAGUGGAGGUUCCGCCAUAUCUAUAGAGGUCAACCACGUAGGCAUCUUUUAACAACUGGAUGGAGCUCAUUUGUCAAUAAAAAGAAACUAGUCUCAGGUGAUGCGGUUUUAUUUCUCCGAGGUGAUGAUGGCGAACUUAAACUUGGUGUAAGGAGAGCCAUUCAGCUAAAAAAUGAGGCCCUCUUUAAAGCUUUCAGUAGCAACAGCGCAAAGAUACACACACUGUCUUCUGUGGCGAAUUCCUUGAAACAUAGAAGUGUUUUUCACAUCUGUUACAAUCCAAGGACUGCUGCAUCUGAAUUUAUUGUUCCAUAUUGGAAGUUCCUGAAGAGCUUGAACCAUCCAUUUUGUGUUGGAAUGAGGUUUAAGAUUCAGUACGGGAGUGAAGAUGUUAAUGAGAGACGAUCUGGAAUGAUCACAGGGAUCAAUGAAGUUGACCCCAUUAGGUGGACUGGCUCAAAAUGGAGAAGCCUGCUGGUAAGAUGGGAGGAUGGCACUGACUGUAAUAGCCAACAUAGACUAUCUCCAUGGGAGAUCGAGAUAGUCGGUGGUUCAGUCUCUGUUGCUCAAUCUCUGUCAGCAUCCAGUUCUAAACGAACUAAGCUGUGCCCCCAGGGCAAUUUGGACGUCCCAUCUCUGUAUGGAAAUGGUCGUUCGGACUCCGUGGUAGCUGAUAAGCUCCCUAGGGUCUUGCAAGGUCAAGAAUUGAUGGGUUCUCGAACUCAUCGUGUUACAUGCUCUCCUCAGCCAGCUGGGGCCGCAGAAUUUAGACGUUCUGAUGGUACGGGAUUCCUUACCGAUACACAAAGCCGCAGGCUUCCACCUCGAAACUCCUGUUUUACCUACCCAUCUGUAGGCUUCGGUGAAUCCGUUGGGUUCCCGGAGGUCUUGCAAGGUCAAGAAGUUCCUCUGACAGUUCCUAUGUUCCAAGGAAUGGUGUCUGAUGCAUGUUUGGCAAAAGGUGGAUAUGGGUUGCACAAUUAUAUGCGUGACUCGUGUGCCAUGAGUUUGGAGUUAGCAUCUGCAACUCAAGGGUAUGCUCUCUCCCUAUCUACUCCGCCACCAGCAGAAGUGGCUUCGCCCUCGCCCGCACUGGUUCCACAACUUUGGCUGGCAAGCAAGAACAAUGAAGAAGGUGCAAAUGACAGUCACCCUAACCCAUUGGGAAUCAGAAAAGUUCCUGGAGAUGGUGCUAAGCUUGGGUCUGAUGGAAGGAAGGUUGCAAGAACUAGCUGCAUGCUUUUUGGUUUUUCCUUAACCGAGAAGAUGAUGCCAACAGAAGAAGAUCGUGUCAAGGAAGGGAAUCAUGAAACCGACCACCAGAACCCACGGAUGCUGGAUUUGUUUGGAUACAGCCAUGCUACCCCUGGUGCUCUUCACGCUCUGUGUGCCGCUCCCCUAGGAAUGUGAUGCUACUUCAGUAUGAUCCAAGUACUUUGGAGUGCUUCCUAAGAGACUUUAAUAAUCAGUCUUUGCACUUCAAGGGAUCUUGGGUGAAUAUGCAGCUGCAAUUCCUUGCCUCACCCCAGGUAUUGUCAGCAUUUUCAUGUGUCAGUUCUAGUCUCACUGUAUUCGUGGUGCACUUGUCGCCGUUGUAGUCGCAUGCCUGGUAGCUGUAUUGCUUCCGUAGCUGUACCACCUUUUUGGGCGCUACAUGUACCCUGCUUGCGGCUUCAGAGCUACGAGAAUCAAUGGCAAGUGACCGGUGGCAUCAGCGUUAGUGUACUCUAUGUAUGUACCAUGUAUUUCAGACGGUUUCACAUGUAUUGCUUCUGCAUCUGUAUCACGAACCUUGAUUGCUACUAUCUCCUUGGUCGUGACUUUGUGACCGACAAUAUUUAUGCUAUGUUCUGAUGGACCUAUUCA
Molecule: messenger RNA, 2701 nt
Organism: Lolium rigidum
Lineage: Eukaryota; Viridiplantae; Streptophyta; Magnoliopsida; Poales; Poaceae
Product: auxin response factor 3-like
Exons: 10
Coding region: 308-2245 (645 amino acids)
Biological process (GO): response to hormone; regulation of DNA-templated transcription
Cellular component (GO): nucleus
Molecular function (GO): DNA binding
Source: RefSeq, a predicted model, not a curated record